Molecule: messenger RNA, 9461 nt
Organism: Odontomachus brunneus
Lineage: Eukaryota; Metazoa; Arthropoda; Insecta; Hymenoptera; Formicidae
Product: zinc finger protein 91-like
Exons: 11
Coding region: 3348-8312 (1654 amino acids)
Biological process (GO): regulation of transcription by RNA polymerase II
Cellular component (GO): nucleus
Molecular function (GO): DNA-binding transcription factor activity, RNA polymerase II-specific; RNA polymerase II transcription regulatory region sequence-specific DNA binding
Source: RefSeq, a predicted model, not a curated record
UUGUUUUUGAUCUUUGCAUUUGAAUAUAAAUAUUAUGUCUAAAUUUUUAACACAGAAUAUAUGUAUACAUUCAACAUAUGUAUGUGUAUUCUACAUUGAAAGUUUAAAUAUUCUUGCUUAGAGAGAAAGAGAGAGAGAGAGAGAGACUAAAACCAUAAAAGUGUCCAGAGUUAAGCACGUGAGUUAGGUUAUGUACGUGUCCAAGUAUUGAUACUUCUACUCUAAUACUCGAGUCUGAGAAGUAUUUUUCAGAUGUUUGUGCUAUCUGAGAAGUUACUUUAUUCUCAAAAUGUAUGCAAUGCCAUUAAUGUCUCGCCAAGUUCAAAUAUUUUUCGAACAUUAUUACAAUAUCAUUUUUUUUCCCCAUUACUUCCGCCGUUAUACGCUCUAUUUUCCGAACUUAUCUGAUAUUAGCGUUCAGUUCGUUCGUUCGUUCGUUCGAUCGAUCGAACGAAGGAACGGACGAAUCGUAGAUACGCUCGCGAACGCCGAGAUCACGAGUAGAAAAGCACAUCGGCGGUGCGGGGUUAAUCAUGGCGUCAUGUGGUAGGCACGGUGGCAUUCCUCGCGACCAUGAAGGCCACUUUACUAUAUUCGAUUUACGACUCGCGAGUCGUGUAUGUGUUGUCUCGUCAAAGAACAUUAUUAUCGGUUCCCGUUAUCGUCGUAGAUGUUCUUUCUACUUAACACUUAAGCGAUCCUCCUCACUGCUCGUUGUCUCAUCCGAUGUCCAAAUAUAUUUUUAAUUGUUUUCAGAGAGAAGUAUAACGAGGAGUGCAGAUAAGGAGAAACAUUAGGUCUACUCGUUUUCGAAGAAUCUCUGAACUAGAGUGCACACUAAUACAAUAAGUUAAAGUGAAAGAAAGUAUGAUUGUUUCAUUCUAACUUAUUAUACUAGUUUAGAAAUUCUUCAAAAACGAACAGACUUGUUAAGUCGAGUUCCGAAUAAUGAUGUCGAUGAUCAUUGCUACUGAUCUCUAUAUACCACUGGAUAUGCUGUGGCGAUAAAAUAGAAGGCUUUAGGUUGCAAUAUUUUUGGAAAUAUCCAAUAUGACGUUUGGUCGAAAACACAUUGGAGUACAGUUAUUAUCGGGAUAUAUGAAUAUUAUACAUAUAUACAUAUAUAUAUGUAAAACGUGCAUCCUGAGGACAUUUCUUCGUCUUCAGGACGUCCUUAGGACGUUCUCAGGAGAUCUUAUGCUGUCUGGGCAUGUUAAAGUCAUUUUUAUGUUCUCCUAGCAACGUUGCACUUAAUACAGAUACCCCGACAAAAAUUGCGUUCCAGUGCAUUCCCCAUGAAACGUCGCCAUUUUGGAUAUUAGGGAGUUUUUGCAAUUCCGUAUUUUAGAUACGGUAAACGCUGAAGUCACGUGACUUCAUACGUAUUCCGUUUUUACGUCGCUUACUUCAAAAGAGUUUUUGCACGGUGAAUGCUAUGGUAACGUACGAUAAAACAGUAUCCUACACGAUCUGCAAUCGUUUUCCAUUUUUCACUCUCUUCAUAUGGAUUUUGGGAUAUAAUCUCCCUUAAAAGUAUGAGAUCAUCUUGACUUGUGAAUCUCAAUCGUUCAGAUUUCAUUUUGGUAGCCAUAACGUCGACGUUACUCGUGAAUGCUAUUUUUCAGGAAUAACGUUCGCACGUUAUCUGAAUAGCGUUAAGGUGACCGAUGCGCAUGCGCAGUUUGGUCUUUUGACUCAAUGACGUCAUUUUAACGUUUACCGUAUUUAUACCAUUUGCAAAAACUCCCUAUUUUUAAAUACUGCAAAGUGAAGCCUUCUACUCGUCGACGCGUAUUUUUUUUCCAUAGAAGACAAUUCUAGUGAAUAACGUGUCCAGUUAUGUACAGAGAAAUCAGUGAUCCUUAUUGAAACUCAUAAGUACGUAUUCAUAGUUAUAUUUUAUACCGUCUUAAAUUUAUCUGCUUUAUGGAUCAUUUCAUUGGCUAUGAAGUGUCUGAUAAUAAACUUAAGACAGUCUUAAAUAUAAAAUCUAACUAUGAAUAUGGCUCAUAGAGUCUCGAUCGUGGCCGAUUGCAAUACGCGAACAACGUUAUCAAUCAAAUAAUCAUUGAUAUCAUUACGAUGUAUACUUACUGUUUGUCGGAUACUCAACGCGAUACUAGAACGCCUUUAAGUUUGCGUCAUACAUUGCGCGCGCGUACUUCGUGAAUCUGCACGCGUCCCAAGUAGAUGUGGUAUUUUGAAAAAUUGGGGGGUUACUACCGGCGAUAGUUUCGUUAUUAAUUGUCAUUAUUAUUAAUUACAAUUAUUUAUAUUAUUACUUGUAUUAUUACUGGGUAAGAGUCGAUCGGGAUGACUCUCUCAAUUCUGAUUGGUGAGCCCCAAACUUCGUUGUGCUCAAAUCGUUCUGUUAUACCUGCGACCAUAUUCAUGAGUCAACGUGAGGAGAGACCGUGUCCUACCUACCUGGUCGUAGCCUCAUAGAGAUUCGAAAAACGUGUUCCGCGAAGGGAAGGGCGAAGAGCGACACGCGGGUUGUUAGCGCGUGCCACACGUUCAUAUUGUAUACAUUCGCGCAGCUCGGCGUUUCGCCACGUUUUACGCGCGACGAUUGCGAUAUAUCGCGACUCGGUGUUCCAGCGUUGACGUCGUGCGCGUCGUGCACGAGCUCGCCGCUAUCUCUCCUCGUUCUCUCGAGGAGCGUGGUAAUCGAAUUCCCCGACGUCCGUCCGUCCGUAGACUCAAGCGAAUCGUCGCCAUUAGAGAAGAAGAAGAAGAAGAGUGGUAGUAGUAGGUGGUGGAGGAAGAGGAGAAGGUGCGCGUAGAGUAGGAGGAACUCGCGGAAGCUGUGAGAACGCGGUGGUAACACUCGAAAGAAACUUGGAAAACAUCGCUGCCGACGUGUCGUCGUUUUCCCGCUGAGAUUUCGCCGGAAAAAAAUCGAGAAAGAAAACCGUCGGCGCGACGACGUCGAGAGGGAAGGAGGGGGGGGAGCUUCCUGUCCGUGAGCGGAAGAGAUCGUUUCACGACGACGGCAGGAAAAAACAUGGCGGCUCGUCACCGCCGCUGCUGUGGCGUGUCUCGGCCGCUUCCACUGUGAGAAACCCGGAGCGAGCGCACGCAGGCCCGAUGAGGCCUCGCCACUUCCGCCGAAACGCGAACCGGAAUUCGCUACGGCUGCGUGGCUCGAGAGACUGUACCGUUGUGACGACGACGACGACGAAGACGUAAUAAAAAGGGACACGCAUCGCCGAUGGCAAUGGCCGGUGGUCACUGACGAGUCCCGCGAUAUCGCUUUCGAUAAAGGUCGACGAUGAGCCAGCUGACGAGGCUUGGGCUGCCAUCGGGGGACUGUGAAUAAUUAUUGGUCCUACGGAGGGAGCGCUAUGUUGCCCGCGGCAGGCAAGGCUGAGCGGAGAAGUCUGCGUGGAAGCGCGCGGCUGUCGUCCAAGAUGUCGGGAAGGCAGCCCCGACUGCGAAUGCUGCGACCACGACCACAGCAGCAGCAGCAGCAACAACAACAGCAGCAGGGAAAGAGCAACUCCGCCGAUGCUUCCGUGACCGUGGAGGCUACAUCUCGUCGAGCGGAAGGUAACCUGAAAGAGACGGAGAAGCUCGCGGAUGCGAGAAAGCGCGACGCCAGGCCAGCCGAUGCGAAAGCCGAGUACACAAAGGCGAGCGCGAUGGCGAACGAGGUGGACGAUGGCGGCGGCGGAGGCGACGACGACGACGACGACGAUGACAGCUAUGAUGGCGAGCUGAUGAUCGUGGAGGACGAGCCGGCAUUGGAUGUCGACCUGAAGAAAGACGAGGAGGUGAUCGAUCUCGAGCCAAACGCGAAUUCCUACGAAUGCAAGAACUGUAAGCCCCCGAAAACGCUGCCGAGCAUCAAGGCCUACCUGGAGCAUCUGCGGAGGGAUCACAAGCACAAGGGCAAAAGUGCACACAGCCCGGUCGAAAAUCGGUGUUCUGCGUGUUCGUACGUUGCGUUGAACGUGAAAGAUCUCGAAGAUCACCAAAGGGUGCAUCAUUUGAAAAGGAGAUUCUUUCGAUGUGCAAAAUGCUCCUACGCGACUCACGUCCGAGCGCGUUAUACUAAGCAUGUUAAAUAUCAUUAUAUGCCAAUGGUCAAGUGCGAUGCUUGUGAUUUUCGCACGCCAUAUAAGUGGAAUCUAGAUAGACAUACCCGGAAUCACGGAUGUGCGGGUGCUUUUCAAUGUCGUGCAUGUAACUUUACUGCUGAUAUUCGGCAGAGCUUGACGGUGCACGAGGCCAAUCACCAUGACCCACCGGUGGGUCAAGUCAGCCGCAAGAGUAAUAAUUCUUUCGAACGUAAGCCGCGCAAUAGUCCCAAACGCUAUAAUCAGGUUGGGGCGAGUGACUUCCAAGAAGGUAUGAGAGGUUUGAUGGCGUCCAGUAUUCCCGACACGUCGGAUUCAUCGGUGAUUCUAGUAGAGGAUAAAAAGAGCGCUCUGGCUGGUGCCGAAUGCAUCGCGUUAAAAUGCGAGGAGAAGGGCUGCCAGUUCAUAACGGCCUGGGAUUCUGAGAUGCAGCGUCACUUAGCCGAAUGCCACAAACCAGUGGUUUCGCCCAAGUCGAAGAAACCAUUGCCAAUGUUGAUUCCACUGGGCUCACCUAAUUCCAAGCCAAGCAAUGCAGUCAACAGUGGGCCACCCACGACUUUGCUGAAGGUCCCGCGCGUCAGAGUCAGGCCAGAGUUGGCGCAGAUUGCGAGAGACACCGAGUUGGCCAAGAUGUAUGGAAAUAAGGAGGCGACAAAUUCCAAGAAGGAUCUCAAUACCGCUGCCGGUAUAUUUGAGAGAAAGAACGCCUCCUUCUUCGAUAAGCUUAAGGAAAAGUUAACGACAGCGACUAAUAACGGCAUACGAGAGAUAGCUGUAAGUAAUGUGAACGAUUUGAAAUGUUGGUGUACGUUUAAAGCUAGUAGCAUGGAAGAGCUGGCUUUACACAAACAAACACACCACACCGCUCUCAGCGUAUCCGUGGGUACGACACGUUGUCCUAAGUGUAGAAGACGUUGCAAGAGUUCAACAGAUCUCCAAGUGCACAUGCAAUCCUGCCACACGACCACCGAUAGUAGUUUAGAGAAAAUAAUGAGCCGCUCGGACGUCCGCAUGACCCCGUACCGUGGCGAAUACGCUUUUCCAUCGCAACUGGACUGGGACGCAAGUCUCAGAGGACUAAAUUCGUCUGGAUCCUCGUUUAAAGGUGGUUCGACACUAACGAGCGGCCGGCGGGUGUUCAAAUGUCCCCAUUGUCCGUUUUGGGCUUCUACCGCAAGUCGCUUUCACGUUCAUAUAGUCGGUCAUUUAAACCGGAAGCCGUUCGAGUGUUCUAUGUGCGCGUAUCGUUCUAACUGGCGAUGGGACAUCACAAAACAUAUUAAGCUUAAAGCAGCUAAAGAUGCAGUGCAUAUCACCGCCAAAGUUCUUAUGACGGAUGAGACUGGUCGACGGAAUUAUUCCAAAUAUAAGAAAUAUCUUGCACAGAUAGAAAACUUAAUAUGGGACGAGGAUCGGUUGGAGCAACGUAGCGUAGAGGAGACGAGCUCAAACGAGCCGCCGACAAAAUUGCUGAUCAUAAACAAUAAGGAGCACAUUUCUACCGACCAAACGUCGUCUAGUCCAAUUACGAUUUUAUCGUCAACCGACAGCAGUCGGAACGAUCAUCAUGUGAACCUGAGCCUACGACCGCCACCACCACUCAGAUCGGCGACCAGAAGUCGCGGACAGUCCUUGCUCAAGAAUAAUCCUAUCACGAUGAAUAUGCAGAGUGUUGGUGGUACUUGUGGUGGUGCGGUCACUAUAUCCUCGACAACAGCAACGGAUGAGAGCAAACGCACUCAGUGGAAAUGUAAACGAUGUAACUACCGAGAUUCUAACAAAGACAAUGUGCUGUUACAUGUUAGGUCGCAUUAUGAAUCCAAUGAUCAAGAGCCCACCGAUCCAGAAAGGAAUCCAUUCGGCUGCGGGGAUUGCCCCUUUUCAGCACCUGACGCUGCUACUCUCUCCCUACACAGAAUGCACCAUCGACCGAACUUGGAUGCUAUAUUCAAAUGUUACCGUUGUCCGUACUACGUUAGUACAAAGGCAGAAUUGUUGGAACACGCUAGGCUUCACGGAGAAGAGUUGGCGACUGUCCAUCAGCAGAGUAUGGAUCACCAGCAACUACCAGACUCCAAAAAAUAUAAAAAACAGCACUCAUUGAUCUCCGACAGUGGUGCUUUGCAGUCGAAGAGUGAGAUGCCCAUGGAACAAAUGGCUCAGAUAACCGCGCGCAACAAGGCAACAUCGGUGUUGAAAUCGCCGAAAAUUACGGGAGGUCCGCCGCCGCUUCUCUUGGACACACGUAUUCUCUCGGAAUCGCCGUUGGUCUGGGUGACACGGCCAGACGGCACGUUGAACAAGAUGUUCAAGUGUCGUCAUUGUCCUUACAUUUCCUUGCGACGAGUUGAGGUGCAAGACCACGAGGUUAUGCAUACGCCUACCGAAGAGUCUGUGAUUUCCUGCACGGACUGUACUUUCACUUGCUCACGUAAGGAUAUCAUAAAUGCGCACACAGAAAUGCACAAUGGAUGCCUGGGCACUGUUCACUGCCUGGUGGACGAGACUCGUCCCGAUAACCAGCAAGUGAACGAUCUUGUCAAUCUACUUGCUUUAAAACAUCCCCCAGCAAUGGGCCCUGAGCCGGAUCUACGAGACUCCCGGUUGGUGCAUUGCUGCAACAAAUGCCCGGCACGGUUUCUCUGCGAGAAGGAACUGCGGAUUCACUUACGAUAUCACACCACCGACUUAGCGUAUUCUUGCCAAUGGUGUUCAUACGCAGCGCGUCAGCCGUCGCAUCUCUUGGCUCAUCAAAAGGCUCAUUCCACGGAAUAUCAAGAGCGCACUAAGUAUCUGCUGACAAUGUACAACCACUCGCAACGCUUUCCGCCGCCGUCGACUGCGUGUGUCGAGACGGAGACCAAUCAAGAGGAUAACAACUGCGGAUUCAACGUCGCGUGGAUAGUCGUCCAGUUGAACGAGAACAGCAGCAGUAGCACGUCAAUCGGCCAAAGGAGCGGCAACCAAGUGUUUACGUGCGCGAAAUGUCCGGCACGCUACUUUAAGUUGGACGCUCUGGAGUACCACAUGACAUUGCACGGCUCGAAUAAUCGGUUCAAGUGCAACGAUUGUGACUACUCGUCGAAGACCGCGCAGAACCUGGUGAAGCAUCAGGUGGUCCAUCGGCGGCACAACGAAACCAACGAAUCGGCGUCGUCACCUACUAGCAUGCCUACUUCGCCCGUAUCCAUCUCGCCGUUGAACAUGGAGUUACCGGAGCCUCAAUACAGCCUCUACGCACGCGGCAACCCCAACUUCGUCUACCCGAGCUACUUACGGAAUGGUCGUAUAAAGGAGAAGCGCUACAAGUGUCACAAGUGUCCAUCCGCGUUUGAUAAACGCGAACAGUACAGGGUGCACUUGACGCUACACGGUUCGAAGCAACGUUAUCGCUGCCAGACCUGCGACUACUCGGUCCAAUAUUAUGCCAACUACGCGCAACACCGAAGGAAGCACUUGGCGAACGCGGAGGCACAGGCGUCGCGCCGACAGUUCGAGGACGACCGGUUCUCACUGGAUAGCGACACCGAUGUUGAACGUCCGCCACUGCGCUCCAGCAAGUCCUUACGAUCCUCCGUUUCAGUUUAUCCAAUAAUGACGGCAGUCGCCAACGACGCGACUAACGCUGCGACCAACGCUGCGUCCAACGCUGCGUCCAACGCUGAGACCAGCGCUACGACCAACGUUGCGACUAACGCUGCGACCAACAACGUCGCUCUGCAGCCUUCCAAUCAGGACAAACAAACUCUGCUGCUGAUGCAGAGGAAAGGCAUUGUGCAAGGCGCAGACGCCGUCGAGAUCCGCUGCCAAUAUUGUCCCUUCUGCACUUUGUCCACCGAUAAGGAAACCAUGGACGCGCACAAACGUCGACACGGUAUUGAACGCAUGACACCGCCAUGCCCGCACUGUGACUAUGUCCCGCGCAAAGACGAGAACGUCGGUGAACACAUCAGGCUGCAUUUCAACAGAUUGUACAAGCCUGAGUCUUAUGUUAUCGUUGAGCUGCUGACACUAACGAUGGAGAAGAUGCCUACGAACUCCAGAGAUGAGAAGCAACUACGCCCGAAGGAGCUGCUCUUCAAAGAGUGCGCCGACGGCAAGUUCCUGCCGCUUGCGGAAUCUUUGCACUCCAACUCGUUAAAGUCCUCUCCCUCGUCCAUGAAAGCUCUCAAGGAGAAAGUCAUGGUGGAUCUCAAUACGGGCGAGACCAAGCAUCUUGCCGCAUAAGAAUUGAAUUCUCACAGCGAUUGUAACGUGAAUCAUUUGUGUAUCGUGGUAAAUUUAUAUGUGCAUUUUUUCUACGUGAAAAAUUAGUCAAAAUUACAUUUACGUAAUUACAAACGUUCGAAAAUUGUGCUGCUCGAUUAUAGCGAUAUGUUGCAGCACAUAUACAUGGAACAACAGUUAGCUAAUAUGUAUAGUAUAUAUAAUUAUUUACGAGACGAAAUGUUAUAUAUAUGCUUUUUUCAAUCACAUAUUUUUUAUCGUUCUUUGCAUAUAUUAUUAAUUGCAACAUCGCAGUACUAUUUGAAAAACAGUAGCUUUGUUUAUACAAAAUUGCUAAUACACGUGCUAAUAAGAAACUUCCUAUCUGAAUUAUCUUAAUUUCGACGAUACGUGUAAACGAUGAUAUCAUUUAAUUAGUAUAAUACCUCUGAACAUGUAUUAUGCCAGCUUAAUCAUUUGCAGGUUUCGUCUAUGUUAAGAAUUAAAGAUAAUUUAACAGGAAAUUACUAUUUAGUAUAUAUGUAUAAAUCAAAGAUCAGUGUAAAAACUAGCAGAAUGAAUAAUGAGCAUACUCCAUAAAGUCGUGUAUUCUAUAUUUUGUUAAUCUGGCACACACAAGACAUUACUAUUGUAAAUAUCAUAUUUCAACUCUUGUACAGUCGAUUACAAAGUGGUUUAGACACAGUGAAGAUGGGAGAUUACCAAAUUGUCAAAAUUGAGAAUUAUUGACACAAACAUACAUAGUAAUUACAUAAUUAAUAAUAUAGUCGAUAAUAACUUGUAAUAAUAAUUAUUAAUAAUGUAAUUACUGUGCAAGCUCAACGGUAAUGACUCAAUUUUGAUAAAUAAGAUCUCAGUUUCAUUGUGUCUUUCUCUAAACCGUUUUGCAACUAAAUGUAUAUUAUAAAAUAAAUCCCUAAUGCUCACACUAUAUGUAUAUAUACACAUGUAUACAUUUAUUGUUUCAUUUAUAUGUGUAUAUAUUUUAUGUAAUAAAUCAUUUGCAAUAUUGUAAACAUUAUACGUUCUGCGAAUCCAAUUGAAAAUAAAGGAUUCAUUUAGCUGUCGUUGAAUCAUAUUACUUCAAGAUAUCAAAGUCUAUUAAAUCGUGCUAGUUAAAAAUAAAAGUAUCUCUUUUUUGCUGUGUAA